CCUUCUAACCUGCCAAAUCUACGUCGACUCUUUGUCGACGCGCGUAGCGAAGCCGAAGAGAGCGCGUACUCCAGAAAGGCUUUCUACAACCUCGCCAUUUUCAUUUCUUCUGUUGCUGUGUUUAGUCUGAUGGCUCAGCGCAUGGCUUCUGCAAAGGCGAUUGGUUCGUAA
Messenger RNA from Bipolaris oryzae ATCC 44560, 171 nucleotides. RefSeq lists its product as uncharacterized. The annotation marks the transcript as partial. Lineage: Eukaryota; Fungi; Ascomycota; Dothideomycetes; Pleosporales; Pleosporaceae. Gene Ontology annotation, biological process: outer mitochondrial membrane organization. The record is from RefSeq and is a predicted model, not a curated record. The transcript is spliced from 2 exons.